UGAAAAACCUACCUUUUGUCUCGGAGUCUCUCUCGCUCAGACGCUUGCGCCUCACAGGAACGGACUCCAGCAAGAAGGCAAACGUCAAACUUACGCUGACUGUCGUCGUUUUCAGUGUCAUCUAUUCCCGUUACUCCAGCUUCUUCGCCAUAGCCUACGGCAAUUGGGUGCAAACGUGAAGCGGUGCAGGAAAAGCUUGAAAUUUGAGUAUAUUCUCCUAGCCUCAUAUUCAUAGAGUGAAGGAGAACAAGCGGCUAAGGUUUUCUUCCUCGAAAUUCGCUAAAAACCUGAGGCAGAGGCAAAAAGGGUACAUAUUAACACUCCUUGGUGCCAAUUCAUCAUGUGUAGCAGUGAUUUCUACUCAACUUCUUCAACAAAGGUGGAAGGUUAUCAGUUGAAAUGACUGAGGAAGAAGUGUUUGAUAGAACAAGUUCUGGAGGUGAAGAUGGUCCAAGCGAUCCAAGCUCUAAUGAAGUAAUAAAGAAGGAAGAGCGGAAGAAUAAAAAGAAGAAGCGGUUACUAAUGGAAACUGAAAAGGCGAACAAGCGUGGUGUUUGCUACUUAAGUCGGGUACCUCCUCACAUGGAUCCUUUGAAGCUACGUCAGAUUCUCUCCCAGUAUGGUGAAAUUCAAAGAAUUUAUCUCACCCCUGAAGAUCCUGCUGCACGAGUACAUCGUAAAAAGGCUGGUGGAUUUCGUGGCCAAGAAUUCUCAGAAGGGUGGGUUGAGUUCACCAAGAAGAGUGUUGCCAAGAGGGUUGCUGAGAUGUUAAAUGGGGAACAGAUAGGUGGCAGGAAACGGUCAAGAUUUCAUUAUGAUAUUUGGAAUAUCAAGUACUUGAGUAAAUUCAAGUGGGAUGAUCUUACCGAAGAAAUAGCAUACAAAAGUGCCAUUCGGGAGCAGAAACUAGCUUUGGAAAUUUCUGCUGCCAAGAGAGAGCGAGAUUUUUACCUCUCAAAAGUUGAUCAGUCAGUAGCCUUAAGUAAUAUAGAAGAACGACUAAAGAAGAGGCAAAAGGGCGAACAAGUAAAGAAGGUCAUGCGCCAAUUUCAUCAGAAAAAGCCAGUUGUAGAGGAAACUGAAAAGAAGUCCCAACUAUCCAGGGAUAUCCUGGCUGGAGUUUUUGGCAGUUCUUCAUGAUCAAGUUUGCAUUUGCAGUGCGGUUUCUUGAGGUUCUGGUAUUUUUUGGUUUAUACGUGUAACUGUUUACAACUCGCAGAGAUAUUAAUGCAAUUUUCGAUUCAUAAAAUUUGCUAAUUUGCUCUUGUACAAGAAGUGAAGUGUAUAAUUUUUACCCUGCUCGACCUUAAGGCUGCCGUGGCGAACCUUUGAAUAUCAGGUAUAUAAGAAGACA
Messenger RNA from Olea europaea var. sylvestris, 1354 nucleotides. RefSeq names its product pre-rRNA-processing protein ESF2. Gene Ontology annotation, cellular component: nucleolus. Lineage: Eukaryota; Viridiplantae; Streptophyta; Magnoliopsida; Lamiales; Oleaceae. The record is from RefSeq and is a predicted model, not a curated record. Gene Ontology annotation, biological process: endonucleolytic cleavage in ITS1 to separate SSU-rRNA from 5.8S rRNA and LSU-rRNA from tricistronic rRNA transcript (SSU-rRNA, 5.8S rRNA, LSU-rRNA); endonucleolytic cleavage in 5'-ETS of tricistronic rRNA transcript (SSU-rRNA, 5.8S rRNA, LSU-rRNA); small-subunit processome assembly. Gene Ontology annotation, molecular function: RNA binding. The coding region runs from base 400 to 1140 and encodes 246 amino acids. The transcript is spliced from 10 exons.